AUGGCUGAAAUGCUCGCACCGGCAGGGGGGUUUGGCAAAUUCGUUCUUGUCGUCCUCGCUCUGAGUGUUGUUGGCAACAUGGUGCUGUCCAAUUAUUCAGUCGCCUUGUGUUUGCAGAUGCUUGUUCCUGUAUUUGCCAAGGUGCCACGCUUCUUGUUCAUCGUCGCAACGCUGGCUAACAUGAUUCCCAUGUCGAUCUAUGCGGCUGCUAAAUGGGAGGAGUCCCUUGUUAACUUUCUGUCUGUGAUUGGUUAUUGGGCGGGAUGCUUUGAUGCUAUUAUCAUUGAAGAACUCAUAGUCUUUCGAAACAUGGACUACCGUUCUUAUGACCCCGAGAUAUGGAAUCAAUCACGACGGCUUCCAACUGGACUCGCGGCUAUUGGAGCGUCUUUGGUCAGUCUUGGGUUGGUGGUCCCGUCAAUAGACACGCCGUGGUUCACUGGGCCCAUUGGGGAGCGAAUUGGUGACCUGGGCUUUGAAUCAGCUUUCGUGGUCACUGGGAUGGCCUACUACCCGCUUCGGACCUUGGAACUCAGGGUGAUGGGUCAUGUUUGAGGCAAAUGCACCUAUAAUCCUGCAUGCUUGACAAUGCUCAAAAAAGAGAAACCGAUUCUUCUCCCAGCGUUGCCACUGGAGUGUCCAUAUCAUACUCGGUGGCAUUUAGGUCCAAUGCACUAGUCAAUGAUAGUAGAAACCAUGAUAGAACAAGACUACAGGGAGAGAUGGGGGUUUGGGUUGAGCAAGGGGGGUU
Messenger RNA from Fusarium verticillioides 7600, 751 nucleotides. RefSeq lists its product as hypothetical. Gene Ontology annotation, biological process: transmembrane transport. Gene Ontology annotation, cellular component: plasma membrane. The coding region runs from base 1 to 555 and encodes 184 amino acids. NCBI's taxonomy places the organism in Eukaryota, Fungi, Ascomycota, Sordariomycetes, Hypocreales, Nectriaceae. The record is from RefSeq and is a predicted model, not a curated record. Gene Ontology annotation, molecular function: transmembrane transporter activity. The transcript has a single exon.